AUACAAAGGAAAUAUUACAGCAAAAUGGUAUUCCUGGUCACAUUUUUGAGAAACUCGGAAAAGUUCUUUGCUAUAUAUUUAAUGAAAAAAGAAUAACCUUCAUAAUUUUGACAAAGAUCUUUGUUGGUAUUUGUAUUAUUGGUUUGAAAGUGUUUUCAACAAUUAUUAUCAAGAUUUAUUCGGAGCUAAAUUAUAAUACUCCAGAAACAUUUACAGUUUGUAACGAUGUUUAUUCCCCAGUUGAUGAAGAUAUAUUUAAAAUGAAUAAGGUGCUGUUUGAUUAUUCUAAGGAUUAUGAAAAAAUAAAACAUCAUAUUCGUGAAUCUAAUACAACAUGUGACGAAAAAUAUAAAGGAGUCUUGGAAAAUUAUAUUGAUACAUAUAGCCGUGCAUAUUCAACUUGCAAUGGAACACAAAGAACAGAAUAUGAUUGUAAAUAUUUUGAUAAAUUAUUCCCAAAAAAUGAUGAACUUACAAAAUUUAUUUCACUGGAAUGUAGUGAAAGUCAAAAUCAAAGUGUCUCUUUACAAGAACAAAGACCUACAAUUCAGGGACAUGCAUCAACUGUUUAUUUUCCUCAGACUGCAGCAGGGAAUGAAAAUUUAGGUAUGAAUAGACAUUCAGGAUUUCAGCAAGAUAAAGAUACAAUUGAACUCAUCUCCGCGGACGAUACUGCUGGAGGUUCAUCUUCAAAAACUAUUAUAGGUUCAGCUGUUCCAGUAUUAGGAGUUUCUUUUAUUUCUUUUCUACUAUAUAGGUUUACACCAGCUGGAGGAUUUAUAAACAAAUUACUAGGAAGGAACAGAAAUAUGUAUAAUCCUAUAGAAGAUAUAGAUGGAUUCAAUCCGUAUAAGGAAGGAAUGGUUGAUGGGCGUAGAAGAGUGAAUAUAUCCUAUCACAAUUUAU
Messenger RNA from Plasmodium cynomolgi strain B, 906 nucleotides. Its product is annotated as CYIR protein. The transcript is spliced from 3 exons. NCBI's taxonomy places the organism in Eukaryota, Apicomplexa, Aconoidasida, Haemosporida, Plasmodiidae. The record is from RefSeq and is a predicted model, not a curated record. The annotation marks the transcript as partial.